AUGGCGGACGAAGAAGACGCUGACGGAUUGAUACAGGACAACCCAAUAAAUGUAAUUGGCCGAAUUCUAGAAGCAGUCCAAUUUGCUGCCAUAAAACAUAAGGACCAGAGAAGAAAAGAUCCCGAGGAAACUCCAUACAUUAAUCAUCCUAUCGGAGUAGCUUAUAUUCUUUGGAAAGAAGGCGGAAUUCAUGACUCCCGAGUGCUUCAGGUGAGCUUGCUGCCAAACCGGCAAGUGGAUAUGAUUUUAUAUAAGCUUACCUAUUUAGCACUUUCCAAUCUCUUAAUACUAACAUUUUUGGACAGGAAAAUGUUUUAACAGUUUGACAAGCCUGGGUUUCUAUUCAGCGUCUAAUUAAUAAGCGGGAUCUGCGCCUAAUCGAAUUAAAUCGAACGUGCUCUGUGUUUGUUUGCAAACUGGUUGAUAUUAGUUUCGAGCUGAUUCAAAAAUGAAGAAGGUUUAUCAGGUUUAUGGGAAUUGCCAGGUUAAAGGUGUCGAUAGAUGUCUAUUUUGGGAGGGGGGGGGGGUUGAAAUUUGGUGUGCUGACGAGCUGCGAACAGUGAGCUAAAAAGUCGUACAGUGAUCUUGUAUCCCUGUGUUCUAGGUAUCCCCCAUACCAGACCUUCCAACCCCUAAACCAUCAAAUCUGGAGUGUUUGAAAAGAAGUCCCCAAAAAACCUGGAGAUUGGCACCACAAACCUAGAGGUUUACAAACAAGUCCAACAAAACCAAAAAGGCGGGUUAUUUUUGUCAUAGUUUUCUUUCCCCCAUUAGAUAUAAUUUACUCCACUCACUUUUAAAUGUUGUAUGAUAUUUGGCUGCUCCUGUCCAGCUGAGGCUCUGAAAUCUCUGAGUAAGUUUGAGAUUCUGUUUAACUAUCCAGGCUGAUAGGACAUUAUUUGAGUUUGCUUUAAGGCUUUGCCGCAGACCUUAGCUGAUCUAUGUUUCAUGGGAAUGAGGUUGGAAUUGGACCCAGAUCCCCCCAAAAUAAAUUGAUACAAUUCGCCAUUUUGAAUACAGAUUUUUUGAAAUCACGCGACUCCCAUUGUCUGACAAUUUCAAGAUUUUUGGAUACACCAUGAGAUUAAGAGGCUAAAUCAUGAGACUGUGUGUUGACAGCCCAAACUGAGAGAGUUGGAGGGUCUGCCAUACCUAACAACAACAACAAGCAACAAAUGUUAUUUUAAAAACUCAUUUGCUAAUAAUUUAAUUACGUAUAGUUUUCCCACCAAUGAACAAAUAACUAAGGAACUAAUUGAGGCAGGGGAAAGGAAACUAAGACAUAUUUACAUUACAGUUAUUGGUUUAAGAAGAAUAGACUAGACAACAAUCCUCAGUGUUUUUGGUAUCCCUGUUUACCCUCCCUAAAGAUUAGAGUAUUACUCGUGACACAGUAGGGACCUUAAGAUCCGAGGACGGCGAUGGCAGUGAAAGCGUCACUGAAAAAGUGAAUUUACGUUCUUUCAAUCUUGAUUCUUCAUCGAGAUUACUACAGGUCACUAACUUUGUCAAACGUAGGUGAACCCUCCUGAAGUUGAAUUCCUAAGAACCAUAUCCAAGUUCAGAAGGAGCUGAGAGGAAAUUUCAUCAUCACUUGUGCACUUCCUCUGUAAAACUUGAAAUUAGGCAUUUUCAACCCAUAGCCAUGCAGUGACAGCAAAGAAAUGUGCAAACAAGCAUGAUGCACGGGGGGCUGGGGUCCCUCCCCCCCUCCCAGGUACUAUGAACGAGGCCCCCGGCUACUUUAAAGGAAAAUAGAAGACAAAUAGAACCAAACGAAUCCCGUAGCUGUUUGAUUCCCCACCUACUUAUUGUAUUUACCCAGCACCUUGAAAUCUUAGUGACAACCCUGGUCUUAAACCACUGACUGUGACCUAGGAACUUGUUGUGGGUCAUUAACUCUGUUCAUAUGUGAAAUACAUCUUGUAUGCUGCUCGAAUCUACAAAGCUAUUCUAGAAAUCAAUGAAAACUAGAUUUUUACUCACAAAAACAUAGCACUCUUCAGGGUGCAAAGAAAGUCAGUUUUAAAUCUUGUCCUUCUGGCUUUCUGAAAAAAAUGUUUUGAUGACCAGGAUUGACUACUGUUCUUCUAUAAUUUGAAUUCCUCAAAAAAAUUAUCUUGCCUGUUGGACAAGUGAAGAACAGAAUUUUUUGGUGUGAUAGCAAAAUCCACGAGCAUCAGGCCAUCGGACACAACUUUCUUUGCACUCUGAUCUUAUGACAAGUGGGAUUUUAAUGUUCUUUUUUGUUAUAUUUGUACGUUAUUUUCUUGAUAAGGGAGCCAUUCUUCAUGAUACUGUUGAAGACACCAAUACCACUCUUGAUGAAAUAGAAUCCAAAUUUGGCCCUGAAGUGCGACACAUUGUGAGUGAAGUGACAGAUGAUAAAACUCUGCCAAAAAUGGAACGUAAAAGGCUUCAGAUAGUGCAUGCGAAAAGUUGCAGGUUUGUAGGAAUUUUGUUCCAAAGUUUCUAUAACAUUCUGAAGUUAAUUUAAAGUAGGUGUCUGUGGCGGCUGGCCUGCAAAUGCAGACUGAUUUCUGGGUGUUUGCUCUUUCCUCCUAAGUGCACAAUAAGUGGUGGUAUAUGUUUUCUUCAAUGAACCAGUCAGUUUAUAUGCAGACUUUUUUUAUGUGACGUACUAUAUCUUACCCAAUAAAUCAUGAGGAUUUUUCUGUCUGUGAAAAAGAAUUAGGAAAAACUCGUUAAUUUAUCUAGCAUAAAGCAAAUAAUUGUAACUAGCCUGAGCUCCUGUGCUAAUAAAUUCCACCCAGCCCACCUGUAAUUUCACGUAGGGGCCUGUAAGGUGGACAUAAGUUAAUGUAGCUUUUGAGCAGCUAUCUGGAAGUAGGAGACAUCUGGAUACAGGUCAGAUUUUAAGCCACUUUGAUUCUUAGAUCAAACCACUUUUGUGAUAAGAAAGGGAAAGAACACUCCCAGAAAGAUGGGUUUAAUUUAGUUUAGGUGUGGGUGUAACAUGAGCUUUUAGGAUAAGUGGCUUGGGUUUAAGUUACUGGAUGUUUGGUCAAACUUGAAUAUGUGCAAAUUAAAUCCUCCUCUCCCGGAAGAUAUUAUCUUGGUAUUUAAACUGUUGCUAAAAAUUGUAUUUUAUAAGGUUAGGACUGCAGACCGAGGCUGCAGGUUCAUUGUCUUUAGGGUGCUUGGCGCUUCAGUCAUCCUAGAGUAUGCUUACAAAUCAGCCAUUUAUGCAAGCUUAAUGUAACCUUUAGUAAUUUAAGAAAAUCAUAAUUAUUUGCAAGUACUAUAAAUUAAAGCAAGUCUUUUCACUUAAUAUUCAUUUCAGCCAUAAAGCCAAGCUGGUGAAACUUGGUGACAAACUGUAUAAUUUAAGAGACCUCAAUCGGGUUACACCAGAAGGUUGGACAAAAGAGAGAGUUACUGAGUACUUCCACUGGGCGCAUAAAGUUGUUGAAGGGCUUAAAGGAACUAAUGAAGCUUUAGAAAGAGAGCUUUAUAAACUGUUUGUUCAGCGCGGCGUUGUCGAGAAAUCGGGGUCCAAUAGUCCCUGAGUUUGAAACAACUCUUGUGGUUUGUCUCCGGUUAACUGUAGUUUUAUUGCGGUUUAUCCACUUCAUUAUACUUUAUACUAAUAGGCCACUUCCGAGUUCCGAAAACUCUCACUUUCAAAAUGAGGCUAGGUGUACAACCUUUCUUGUGAAAAUGAGUUUAUUUGCCUGAGAAUGAAAAAUGAUAUCUUUAUCAAAGGCUGAGCACUUACCCUCGUUUUGAAACAGAGGCCCGGGGGAACUCGGAAAUGGCCUAUUCGUUCUCAGAUUAGAAAAAAGCGCGUUGUGUACAUGUGGUUGAAAUAUAUAUAUGUUAUUUAACNAAAGCCAAGCUGGUGAAACUUGGUGACAAACUGUAUAAUUUAAGAGACCUCAAUCGGGUUACACCAGAAGGUUGGACAAGAGAGAGAGUUACUGAGUACUUCCACUGGACGCAUAAAGUUGUUGAAGGGCUUAAAGGAACUAAUGAAGCUUUAGAAAGAGAGCUUUAUAAACUGUUUGUUCACCGCGGCGUUGUCAAGAAAUCGGGGUCCAAUAGUCCCCGAGUUUGAAACAACUCUUGUGGUUUGUCUCCGGUUAACUGUAGUUUUAUUGCGGUUUAUCCACUUCAUUAUACUUUAUACUAAUAGGCCACUUCCGAGUUCCAAAAACUCUCACUUUCAAAAUGAGGCUAGGUGUACAACCUUUCUUGUGAAAAUGAGUUUAUUUGCCUGAGAAUGAAAAAUGACAUCUAUAUCAAAGGCUGAGCACUUACCCUCGUUUUGAAACAGAGGCCCGGGGGAACUCGGAAAUGGCCUAUUCGUUCUCAGAUUAGAAAAAAGCGCGUUGUGUACAUGUGGUUGAAAUAUAUAUAUAUGUUAUUUAACUUUUCAGUGUACAUUAUGAAACUAGAUGUUAAAAGAAAUUGAUCUGGUGUAUUAAUUGUUUUACUUUGGCUCCCAAGUAACCAACAAACUCAAUUUGUUGCGGAUUAUUACAGAUGGUUUUAAAAACUGGAAGGU
Messenger RNA from Porites evermanni, 4528 nucleotides. Lineage: Eukaryota; Metazoa; Cnidaria; Anthozoa; Scleractinia; Poritidae. The record is from the annotation of a GenBank genome assembly.